AUGCUCUCCAGAAACUCGACCCGAACGGCCCAGAGCCUCCUGCGAGCAGCCUCCAAGCAGGCGCAGCCCUCGGUCGCGGCACGAUCCUACGCCACCGUCCAGAGCGACGUCUUCAAGCCUGCCAAGUAUGGCGGCAAGUACACGGUGACCCUGAUUCCCGGCGACGGUAUCGGGUCCGAGGUGGCAGAGAGCGUCAAGACCCUCUUCAAGGCAGACAACGUGCCCAUCGAGUGGGAGCAGAUCGACGCAUCCGGCCUCGACAACAGCGUGAGCGGCAGGUCGGCCGAGGACAUGUUUAAGGAGUCUGUCGCCUCGCUGCGCCGCAACAAGCUCGGCCUCAAGGGCAUCCUGCACACCCCGCUCGAGCGGUCCGGCCACAAGUCCUUCAACGUCGCCAUGCGACAGGAGCUCGACAUCUACGCCUCCAUCUCCCUGAUCAAGAACGUCCCUGGCUACGAGACCCGCCACAAGGGCGUUGACAUGUGCAUCAUCCGCGAGAACACCGAGGGCGAGUACUCGGGCCUCGAGCACCAGUCCGUCGGCGGCGUCGUCGAGUCGCUCAAGAUCAUCACCCGCGCCAAGUCGGAGCGCAUCGCCAAGUUCGCCUUCAGCUUCGCCCUGGCCAACAACCGUAAGAAGGUCACCUGUAUCCACAAGGCCAACAUCAUGAAGCUUGCCGACGGCCUGUUCCGCUCCACCUUCCAGCGCACCGCCGCCGAGUACCCCACCAUCGAGGCCAACGACAUGAUCGUCGACAACGCCUCCAUGCAGUGCGUGUCCAAGCCCCAGCAGUUCGACGUCAUGGUCAUGCCCAACCUGUACGGCGGCAUCCUGUCCAACAUCGGCGCCGCCCUCGUCGGCGGGCCCGGCAUCGUGCCCGGCUGCAACAUGGGCCGCGACGUCGCCGUCUUCGAGCCCGGCUGCCGACACGUCGGCCUGGACAUCCAGGGCAAGGACCAGGCCAACCCCUCGGCGCUGAUCCUGUCCGGCAGCAUGCUGCUGCGCCACCUCGGCCUCGACGACCACGCGAACCGCAUCUCCAAGGCCAUCUACGCCGUCAUCGCCGACGGCAAGGUCCGCACCCGCGACAUGGGCGGCGAGUCCACGACACAGGAGUUCACCAAGGCCAUCCUGGACAAGAUGGAGACCCUGUAA
Diaporthe citri is the source of this 1155-nucleotide messenger RNA. RefSeq lists its product as uncharacterized. Gene Ontology annotation, biological process: isocitrate metabolic process; tricarboxylic acid cycle. The transcript is spliced from 2 exons. Gene Ontology annotation, molecular function: isocitrate dehydrogenase (NAD+) activity; magnesium ion binding; NAD binding. Lineage: Eukaryota; Fungi; Ascomycota; Sordariomycetes; Diaporthales; Diaporthaceae. Bases 1 to 1155 code for a protein of 384 amino acids. The record is from RefSeq and is a predicted model, not a curated record. Gene Ontology annotation, cellular component: mitochondrion.